UCUUACAUAAUUCAACUGUUUCAUUUGAUGAUGAUAAUAUCGUUGCACUUCCCAUAAGCCAGGCAGCACUUCACUUUCUCAUAGAAAUUCCUAGUUUUUGUACUAUAAUUGCUUUGUAAAUAAUAUUCUCUUGCUAUACUUAGUUUAGAUAGCUAACUAUUUGUUAUACCUUGUAUUCAUAUUAACUGUAGUUUUGUAUUAUUGCUCGGAGUGAGCGUAGCGAACGGAGAGCAACACUAAUCUAGGUGGGCUAGGAUUUUUGCGGUUUGAUUUUGGGGUAUGGAUCGCGGUCAGGAGAAGCAGCGGUAAAGUGGUGUCGCGCAUGCGUGAGAUUUUUAUAUUGGAGUCACUUUGAGGUUUGAUUCGGGCUUGAUGGGACAUUUCCGGUUAUUACGAUCAUUAUAACUGUCACGUUCGGGAAAUUUCCGGUUAUUACGAACGGUGUUCGAGUGACAAAAUAGAGCCGAAGUUUAGCGUCCUUUUAGUCGGCGUGGUCGAUCUGACAAAUCCUUUCCCGGCGUUGCCGUGUUGCUGUUCACUGCUGUGUUCUCUCUUAGUUAUUGGGGAUUUUUUGCCGUGAUCAUAACGAAUCAAGUCACCCCAUCCUACCAGAUUUCCCUGCUUUUUCACCAGUACGUCGGUAGACAUGGCCAGUGCGUCGGGAGACAUGGCCAGUGCGUCGGGAGACAUGGCCAGUGCGUCGGGAGACAUGGCCAGUGCGUCGGGAGACAUGGCCAGUGCGUCGGGAGACAUGGCCAGUCCGUCUGGAGACAUGGCCAGUCCGUCUGGAGACAUGGCCAGUGCGUCGGGAGCCGGUGAGGCUAUCUUCCAGGUAAUAAGUAUGAAUGCUGGACAAAAAAUAAAAAUAAAAGGCGGCUCUCAACAGCGAAGAGAGUAUGUGCGAGGUGUGAUAGAUGAAAAAAAAACCGAUCUUGUGUUUUUGCAAGAGUUUCCAAGUCCUGCCAAGUUCAGGGAGGAAAUACCACCAACAGGGUAUCAGAUUUUGUCAGGGGUCCAAAACAACUACAAUUAUACAACCAUUUUGUAUAAAAAUGAACUUGAAGUCAAGGAAUACAACAACUAUGAUAAUAAAUCAUUCGCCGGACGGUUGUACGUAGGACGCUGCAAAAAAGACGGUUCAUUAGACCUUUUGGUUGCAUCCUAUCACGGAGCCAAUACUGAAAAAGGACUAAACGAUAAAAAGGAGGAGAAUCUUUGUAAAUUAUUAACACUGCUAGAUGGAGUUAGCUUUAAUGAAGGAUGCCCUGUUCUUGUUGGAGGUGACUUCAACCUUAAUGUAUGAGAAAGCUAAAAGAGUAGUUCAAAGAAGAAACACAACCAACCAGAUCAAGUACAACCUGUAUGUAGCAGCCUCCAAGGAAAAAAAAGAGGAUGACAUGGUGGACUAUUUUAUGUAUAGCGGUCCAGUUAAAGAUGUCAGCAAUAUAGAAAUUGUGGAUGCGGGUAACAGGUUGUUUGAUCAUAAACCUCUUUAUGCAAAUUUUAAGCAAUCUAAACUCGCCCCAUCACCGUUUGCCAAGAAGGAAUUGUUCCGACAAGAAAAUUACUCUCCCUUACUUGACUCUAAAUUAUCUGCGAACUCAGAACUAAAUUAUCUGCGUGCUGAGAACGCAAAACUACAAUCUACGGUCGAGAAGUUGAACGAUAAAUUAGAUUCAGUGACAGAAGAAAGAAAUUACCUUCGUAAAGCCCUUCUUGAAGUGGUCAAAGACCCGCACCCAGUCGUUAUUUGCUGUUGCGCGGACAUCCACAGGAAAAAAAAAAUAUGGCCCUUUCCCAGAGCAAAAAGAAUAACUAAAAAAAACAGUAUUGACUAGUUUAUAAAUUAUAUUCUGGUUGUGAGAUGCUCUACGUACAUCACAUCCUUCCAGGAUCACCAGAAAAUUAUAUAAACGUAUAAGUGCAUAGCCCACAAAUGUAAUAAACACCCAGAAAUGUUAGAAACCCACAAUUGUAAUAAGAAGUUGCCCACAAAUGUAAUAAACCCACAUUUGUAAUAA
Messenger RNA from Nematostella vectensis (starlet sea anemone), 2021 nucleotides. RefSeq lists its product as uncharacterized. Lineage: Eukaryota; Metazoa; Cnidaria; Anthozoa; Actiniaria; Edwardsiidae. The coding region runs from base 647 to 1303 and encodes 218 amino acids. The record is from RefSeq and is a predicted model, not a curated record. The transcript is spliced from 4 exons.